This is a messenger RNA of Torulaspora delbrueckii, 375 nucleotides long. RefSeq names its product Cgr1p (gene CGR1). The record is from RefSeq and is a predicted model, not a curated record. Lineage: Eukaryota; Fungi; Ascomycota; Saccharomycetes; Saccharomycetales; Saccharomycetaceae. The transcript has a single exon. Bases 1 to 375 code for a protein of 124 amino acids.
AUGACUGCAAAGGUACAAGAAGUGACUAUCGAUGAUAAUACGAAGUUGAGGGGAACUCCAGUGAGUGGAAGAACCUGGAAAAACGACAAGGGCCAAUUUAGAGUCAAGAGCAGAGUUGUUAAGAACAAGAAGUUAAGCUCAUGGCAACUAAAGGAGCAGAAAAGGCUUGAGGACAAGCAAUUCAAGGAGAGGAUGAAGGCGCUGAAAGAUGAAAAGGAGGAAGAGCGUCAAAGAAGGAUACAAUCUCUAAAGGAGAGAAGAGAAAAGAAGGCCGAAAGUGAAAGGUACGAACUGCUAGCAGCCAAGAUGCAUGCCAAGAAGGUCGAAAGAAUGAGAAGGAGGGAGAAGAGAAAUAAGGCUUUGAAGGAGCGUUGA